Messenger RNA from Pogona vitticeps (central bearded dragon), 2049 nucleotides. It is a transcript of the gene ZDHHC2, whose product is annotated as zDHHC palmitoyltransferase 2. Gene Ontology annotation, molecular function: palmitoyltransferase activity. NCBI's taxonomy places the organism in Eukaryota, Metazoa, Chordata, Lepidosauria, Squamata, Agamidae. The record is from RefSeq and is a predicted model, not a curated record.
AAGGACAACGGGAGGGGAAGGCGGUGGUUGGCAGCGGCCGAGGGGAGGAGCGGCCGCUUCGCAGCCACGGGAAGGGGCAGGAGGAGGGCAGGGAGAAAGCGCUGGGACCGCACAGGCGCCGCUGUUUCCGGCUGCCGGUGGGGAUGUGGUGCGAGGGCCCCGGGCCCCCCAACAGACGGAGAAGCUGAACCGCCGGGCAGAGGUGGAGAAUGGGGUGCGGGAAGAUGGCGGCGCCGGCGUUGCCGACGACUUCUGCAGUUUCCUCUGGCAACUCCGGGUCGCGGAGCCGUACUCGAGUGAGCGGCGUGAGGAGACGCUGCCAGUGGCUGAUUUACUGGGUGCCUGUUCUCUUCAUCUGCAGUAUUUUGUCCUGGUCCUACUACGCCUAUGUCGCCCAGCUCUGCCUGCUUACAAUGACAAAUAUUGGAGAAAAGGUGGUGUGCCUGAUUGCGUAUCAUCUAUUUUUCAUCAUGUUUUUGUGGUCUUAUUGGAAAACAAUCUUUACAUUACCAAUGAAUCCUUCCAAAGAAUUUCACCUGAGCUAUGCAGAUAAGGAAUUGUUAGAAAGAGAACCUAGAAGUGAAAUCCAUCAAGAAGUGCUGAAGAGAGCAGCCAAGGACCUCCCCAUCUAUACACGAACAAUGUCUGGAGCUAUCAGAUACUGUGACAGAUGCCAACUUGUAAAACCAGACCGUUGUCAUCACUGCUCUGUCUGUGACAAAUGUAUUUUGAAAAUGGAUCAUCAUUGUCCUUGGGUGAACAAUUGUGUCGGAUUCUCCAAUUACAAAUUUUUCCUUCUUUUUCUGGCAUACUCUCUUUUAUAUUGCCUUUUCAUUGUUGCAACUGAUUUACAAUAUUUCAUUAAAUUUUGGACCAAUGGCCUUCCUGAUACUCAAGCCAAGUUCCAUAUCAUGUUUUUAUUCUUUGCUGCAGCCAUGUUCUCUGUCAGCUUGUCCUCUCUCUUUGGAUAUCAUUGUUGGUUAGUCAGCAAAAACAAGUCAACAUUAGAGGCAUUCCGAGCUCCUGUUUUUCGACAUGGGACAGAUAAGAAUGGCUUCAGCCUGGGCUUCAGCAAAAAUCUAAGACAGGUCUUUGGAGAUGAGAAAAAAUAUUGGCUGUUGCCAAUAUUUACCAGCUUGGGUGAUGGGUGUUCCUUUCCUACUUGCCUCGUUAAUCAAGAUCUUGAACAAGCUUCUACUCCUGCAGGACACUGUGCUGCAAACAAAAAUGAGAAUAAUCCUCAUUUUCCUGCCAAACCGUUACGAGACUCCCAAAGCCACCUUCUUACUGACACUCAAUCCUGGACAGAAACCAAUGCAAACAUUGAAAAGAACAAGCUUGGUAUGAGCAAUCCUGCACUAACUAUGGAAAAUGAAACUUAAGAGCAUCCAAGUAAAAAAUAGAAAGCCUGGAUUUUCAAAUUUGUUAUUGUUGAUGAGAGGCUGAAGGACUCCUCCAUAACAUCAGCAUUCAUCAAACAGCUGCUCCAGUCCACUGCUGUGUGGAUCUGUCCAGAAGAUAUUUCAAGACCUAAUUCAGCUGUCUUCGUAUCAUUGCUUGAUGACCUGUUGUCAUGUGUGUAAAAGAAUGUUUUAACACAUUCCAAAAUAUUGUUAAAAUACAAAAGGGAAGUCAAGAAAAUCAUAUGUUGGCAAAGCAGGAACACAGGAUAACACAGUUCAGAAAAAAAGCCGUUUUUGCAGCGGCAUUGAUAGCUCAGGUGAGUAUAUGUAUAGCAUGAACAUGCUCUUGCAGCAGUUCUUAAAUCUUUCUCUUGUUUCUGAUUACUACCUGCAAGAUACCUUUAUUCCUGGGAAUGGACUGUCAACUUGGAUCAGUUUGUUAGGUAGGCUGGGUAUAAUGAGUGGAUCACGUUAUUAUGUCUAGCUGAGUUAGCAACACAGUUGUAAUUCUGAACUGAUUGCAGAUAACUUGGGUAAACUUGGAAAAGGUUUUGCUUGGUACUAACAUCACUACUCUCCUCCCUUCUUAUACACUGACUACCUACUUAUAGGUAGACUAUACUUUGUAUCUUCAUGGAAAAGCAGG